AUGAAGUUCACCUUUAGUAUCCUUUUGAUUUCUCUUGCUGGCGCCGUGUGCGCUGCACCGACAGACAAUGCUGGGCGAAGUGCGCCGCUGGUUGCUGGCAAUGUUCAUCAGAAGCUCGCCGAGCGUAGCGCACCCCUAGUUGCUGGAGAUGUUCACCAGAAGCUCGCUGAGCGUAGCGCACCCCUUGUCGCAGGUGAUGUUCACCAGAAGCUGGAGCAAGAUUAG
This is a messenger RNA of Coniophora puteana RWD-64-598 SS2, 225 nucleotides long. RefSeq lists its product as uncharacterized. The transcript is spliced from 2 exons. The record is from RefSeq and is a predicted model, not a curated record. Lineage: Eukaryota; Fungi; Basidiomycota; Agaricomycetes; Boletales; Coniophoraceae. Bases 1 to 225 code for a protein of 74 amino acids.